AUGGCUGGGCAAGGCACGCCACAUCUCGUCGUCCGGCAGGUUGUCCUUGAUCUCAACCGGCCUCCCGCCGAGGUCGACCAAGUCUUCUACAAUUCAGAAGGCUACGUCGGCCUCAGGUUGAUCCAACCGGCGACCGGCCAGGACAACGGGUCCGGACCUGCUCGCCGUGACUUGGUCUACACAUUUGGCACUGCCGCGGAUGCGAUGACUGCACUGCUCAACCACCCCACGAUCACAAUCGGAGAGACCCAGUACCGCCCUGAACACUACGACGGCGACUUUGCAGAGUCCCGAGCCGAAUCUGACCGGGCUCAACAGACGUCUUCUCUAGACGCAGACAUCUCUCCUCCGCGCAAACGCCUAAAGAAAGAACAGCCUCCCACGGACAAGAAGAUCGCUUGCAGAAUCUGCUUCAGCCAUCUGGACGGCCUCUACUCCACGCCGUGCCGGCGAUGCAAGGGACCCGAAUGCUAUGAGUGCGUUGCAGCACGCUUCAGAACUGCCGUGAAGGACAUCAACCGAAUGCCUGUCACAUGCUGCGGAUUGGUCAUGUACCACGAAGUUGCGAGAGGGAUUCUGACGCCAACAGAGCUCGAGGAGUACAAGCAAAAGUACGAUGAACGCAUGAACACGGUGGAUCCCCUCUACUGCCCUGUUCCUACUUGCUCAACUUUUCUACCUCCUCGAAUGUUCAACCAAAACGACAACAGGGUCUCAUGUCACGUCUGCGACACCGUUGUCUGUACGAAAUGCAAGCUGUACGCAGGAAACGGACAUACCUGCGACACGGAAGAUCCGAGAAAAUUCAUUUUGGAGACUUUUCACUACAAGCUCUGCCCUCGAUGUGGCACCGGUGUCAUGAAAAUGUAUGGAUGCCCUCAUGUGAGAUGUCAGUGUGGUGCCCACUGGUGCUGGGACUGCCAGCGACCCAUGAAUGCUUGCUAUCAGAAGCCUUGCCGUGCUGCAAGAAACGAAGGCAAUUAUUCCGACGGAGAAGUCGAGGUGAUUGAGUCAGAUGAGGAGAAUCCUGCAACUGCACCUGCGCCUGCGCCUGCGCCUGUGACGGCAGCGCCUGUGGCGACGGGACCGGCAGUAAACAUACAGCCGACUCAUUCAGAAGUUGAACGUGAAGUCGCAAAUGCUCUCAACACUCUACGAAACGGUCAAGGACCAAGGUCCAGUGGCACAGCAGGCAGAAUCAGCCGUGAUAUCAGUCCGGGACCUUCCACAGCGCCCUCCAUACAUGCGCCGGGAAUGAAUGAGCUGAGACGAACGCUGACAAGAGGCGACACAAAUAUACUACCGACUGACUCGGGAGCUCUUAUCACCAGCCAUCCUGAGCCACUGGCCGUUUUGCGCCCAGAGCCAUCCAACGACCAACGCAACGAUGGUGCAGUUCAGGAAGCUGCCGCAACGCCACAACUCGACAUCCCUGCUCCCUCCCAGCCAGCUACUACUGGUGGUAGUGCUGGAGAUGUGCCUGACACAAACGGCCCGACCGCAGCCGUUACUGAGCAAAUUCAACGCGUCGAGAAUCUAGACGACCCUGACGAAUUUGACUGGGAGGGCAGGGACCUAGAUUUUGGAAACGAGCCCGCCGACGAGUCGACAGAUACAUGGGGAUGCCGGCACCAUUUCUACCCGUUUGGAAAAGACCAGAUUCCCCAACUUUGGCUGGUUGGCGUACGUCCUGCAACCGACCCUACCUUGGAAAUCGAAUGUAUGGGUUGCUUUAAGAAGACGAAGGUUUGGGAUGACGAUGCCGUGUUGGAGGCUUUCCGCUUGAAGUACUGCAGUAGCACCGGCAAAGUACAACUCGGAACGGAGGCAUUGGAGCAGGAGUUCGAAAAGUGGAAGGCUCAAGCCACGGACGAGGAUGGCGACAAUGCACAGAAAUUAAGAGAGGGCAGCAUCCUGAAGUCGCUUCGCGCUGUGGAAUGUCGCCAUGGCUGUGGAGUGGUGUAUUGUCAGACGUGCAAGAAAGCAGCGAGGAGAAGAAUUCAGAAGGAACGCCUGGCUGACACGUGA
Cladophialophora yegresii CBS 114405 is the source of this 2028-nucleotide messenger RNA. RefSeq lists its product as uncharacterized. Gene Ontology annotation, biological process: positive regulation of proteasomal ubiquitin-dependent protein catabolic process; protein polyubiquitination; ubiquitin-dependent protein catabolic process. Gene Ontology annotation, molecular function: ubiquitin conjugating enzyme binding; zinc ion binding; ubiquitin protein ligase activity. Lineage: Eukaryota; Fungi; Ascomycota; Eurotiomycetes; Chaetothyriales; Herpotrichiellaceae. The record is from RefSeq and is a predicted model, not a curated record. Gene Ontology annotation, cellular component: ubiquitin ligase complex; cytoplasm. The coding region runs from base 1 to 2028 and encodes 675 amino acids. The transcript is spliced from 2 exons.